This is a messenger RNA of Branchiostoma belcheri (Belcher's lancelet), 1600 nucleotides long. RefSeq lists its product as uncharacterized. The record is from RefSeq and is a predicted model, not a curated record. The transcript has 9 exons. NCBI's taxonomy places the organism in Eukaryota, Metazoa, Chordata, Leptocardii, Amphioxiformes, Branchiostomatidae. Gene Ontology annotation, molecular function: protein binding. Bases 225 to 1574 code for a protein of 449 amino acids.
UGUUGUCGGGACGCUCAUAUUUCAAUCACGUGCGUGUGUGUCACGUCAGACAGACAGACCCUCCGGCUACUGACGGUUCCGUGUUCAUACAAACACGUACGGACACGUUCUGUCAAGUUUAGCGAUUUCUGACGCAGAUUUUGUUAUUGGAGCUCAUACAUGGCAUUGUGUGGAAGCUUAAGAACUCGUGGGAUGGUCUAAUUGUGUAAAUCUUUUACGUCAAGAUGGAGAAUACUGAGGGAGACUCACAGGACUACUUAGAUCCAGGAGAAGCUGGUCAACUGGUGCCUUUCAACCCAACCCAAGCUGUGCAGCAGUACGUACCGUGUUCACAUCAAGCAUGUGGUGCGGUCGCGUUACCCUACAACGGCCCACCUCCAGUUUACAACGUGUACAACAUCUCCAACCCUGUUGGGCUACAGAUCGACAGCAAAGGAAGUUCCAUGACAGUGGAUACGAAGGACGUGGACAAGAAGGCAGAGAAUACGAAACAUACCGCAACACAGACAGGUGACAAGAAACUGGAGGGAGAUUGUCGAACGAUAAUUUCGCGAAUGGAAAUACUAGAGGAAGAAGGAAAAUGGCACAAGUACGACAAGUUCUACAGAAGAGCCUGUAGCCACUUUGCGGAAAAUCCUGACAUUCUCAUCCGUAUAGUUCUUGAGAACAUUGUUGCAGCGUACUACCGCGACGACUUGGCAGCGGGCCAACAGAGCGUCCUGCGCGUCCAGGAGUUGAUAUUCCUGACCCGGGACCCGGUGCACCACCAGGCUCACAUGCUGUACCUAAAGUCUGCGCUGUUUCGUAAGGAGAAGAGGUACAGGGAAGCUGAGAACGCCAUAGUCUUGGCAAGACAGGGUUUGGACCAAAUGCAGGUAGGCCGCGACACGGGAGAAAUCUGGUACAACGUCGCCGCUCUGUUUGCGCAAGUUCUCAACGACGAGAGCGCAGAGAUCGCCACUGGCGAGUUCCAGGCGACAGCCGCAGAGGCCUUCCAUUCCGCCAUAGAACACUACAGAAAGGGCGAAGAUGAGGACGGAUCGUGUAGAAACAAGCUGCGCAGAGCGCACAUCCGCUACGCCAUGUCUCUGCUUCGCUGCUGGUCGGAGGUCCGUUCGUCCAACAGAGGGGAAGACGUAACGGAGGAGGACCUGAGGCAGGCCGGGGACAGUCUGGACGAAGUGGAGAGAAGUUUGUGGGACGGGAUUCCCAACCGGAUGCGCUACUACUGGCACCUGGCUAGGUCGGACCUGUUCAGGUACAAGAACAGGACGCAGAGAGCGUUAGAAAUGGCAGAAGAGGCGCUCAAGAUCGCGGAGGCGUCAAAGUUUCCGUCCGAAGUGCAGUUCGCAGAAGGUCGAGUGAAACUUCUGUCAAAACUCGUCUCUGAUCAACGAUCACUGAGCGACAUAAAGGAUAACAAAUCAGAUCCUAUUUUGGAAGAACUAUUUGAAGAUGAAGACCACAUCGUGACGUGCAAUAGUAACAGGAACUUUUACCUAGUUCUGAUUGGUGUAGCGGUUGUUUUUGUCGCUCUCUGUGUACAGUACCUCUUGUAUUAUCAUCAGAGAUGACGAUUUCAGAAUGAAAAUUCGAGAAU